UAUUUUUGGUCAGGUCUGGUGACGCUAGUGCGGUAGAAAUGACAUAACUCACCUUUAAUACGAAAGUUACAUUUUUUAUGGUUCUUAAUUCAUAAUGACACGUUGAUCUGUAGCUAUGUUGUGUAUUUAUUUAUUUGUUUGUUUGUUUGUACGAAUGCACAUUUCAUUCUUUUUUUGUCAGUUCGUCGGUCUCCACCCUUCUCUUCUUUAUUAUCUGUUUCAGGUUUCAGCUCCACCUGUCCGGGGAGAGCGCGGGUGUGUUUCUACACCUCCUGAGUUCCCUACCUAGUACGCAAAAUAUAGGGGGGGCGUCAAAGGCGUGAGCAGUAUUCCCGUGCUGUCUAUGUAGGCAGCGCAGCGGGAUUUGAGUCGCGGCCUGUUAGGUGAGUCGCGGUGAGGUUCAUCAUGGCGGCGGAGUUUCGCUCUCUGGCGAUGAAACACCGUCAACAGUCACGAAUGAGCUCAUAAUAUUGUACUAAAACGGCUUCAGAUCGAUUUUAAAGCAGUUCACUUUCAGACUCAUUAUUCUCUGAAGGACGUUGGUUGUAUUAUAUUUCGUGUAGUCGUGAAUCUUGAUGGAUGUAACGUUACAUUAGCGCGGUGACUCUCCGCGUUAUUUCUCUCAUUUACAUCAUUUAGUUUCUCAUCGGGUUGGUUUGACGGAUCUAAGGUGGAAAUGUGCUUCAGGUAGUUAUCAUUUGCGGUGUUCCUCAGGGCUCUGUCAGCAGCCCGUCCGCAUUCAGCAUGUCCUCCACGGCCAUCCCCAAACCUUCUCCUGCGCUCUCAGGCCUGGACAAUCUCUCCAUAUCGUCUCUGCUGUCUGGAGAUCUGGAUGAGGAUGGCGAGAGAGCAGACGAGGAUCUGGCCGAUCUGGAGGUGAACCCCUACGAUGGGCUGCCGUAUUCCUCGCGCUACUACAGUCUGCUGGAGGAGCGGAAGCAGCUGCCCGUGUGGAGUCUGAGGCUCAGUCUGCUAGAGCACAUGGAGUCGCACAGCAUGAUCGUCCUGAGCGCAGACGGAGGAACGGGGAAGAGCACGCAGGUUCCUCAGUGGUGUGUGGAGUUCGCUCUGUCUCAUGAGUUCUCUCAUGGUCUGGUGUGCUGCUCUCAGCCGUAUGCGGCGGCCGCCUGCAAUCUGGCGCUCAGAGUUGCUGAUGAGAUGGACUUGAGUCUGGGGUUAGAGGUGGGCUACAGGGUCCCACACGAAGACGGCUGCACGCCAGACACCAUACUUCGGUUUGUCACAGACUCUCUCCUGCUGGAGGAAAUGAUGUCAGACCCUCUGCUGCGGCAGUACAGGGUUCUGGUCAUCGAUGAGACUCAGGAGCGCACAGUGGCGACGGAUGUGCUGCUGGGGCUGCUGCGUGAUGUGUGCCGCCAGCGUGCCGAGCUCAAGGUGGUGGUGCUCACCGCGCCUGCUGUCGCUCACGCAUUCGCCAGCUUCCUGGGAGAGAGCAUUCCUCACCUCAGCGUUCCCUCACAAGCCAACACCGCCGAAAUACUGUACCGAGAGCUGCCAGCAGGACGCGACCUGGCCGCGGCUUCCUGUCACAUGAUCCUGGAUCUACACCGCAGGGGAGAGGAAGGAGACAUACUGGUGUUUCUCCCUAGUGUGCAGGAGAUUCAGGAGUGUCAUGUGGCGCUGGAGAAGGAGUGUGUGUCUCUCAGCGCUCAUCUGCUGUCUCUGCGUGUGAUCGAACUGCACGUCGGCGUCGGAGGAUCAUUGCAGCAGCUUUAUGACACUGAGAGCACCGACAACAAGGAGCAGGACGAGCCUCCAGACGCUCAGGAGACUCCGGCCCAGAGACGCAGAGUAGUCCUCACCGACGUCUUAGGAGAGGCCUCGUUCUCCCUCAACAACAUCCGAUACGUCAUCGACAGCGGCGUCCAGCUGAAGACCAUCUACAACCCACAGAUCCGAGCAGAUUCACAGCUUCAGCAGCCCAUCAGCAAACAGCAGGCUGACACCCGUGCACGAAGGGUCAACAGCACGCUGCCCGGUGUGUGUUUUCGACUGUACUCUCAGUUGAUGUAUGAGGACGAGAUGCCUGCGUUUCGCUGUCCAGCGGUGACGGAAGCAAACCUCAGUCAUCUGGUGCUGCUCCUCAAAAGGCUAGAUAUUGCAGACAUGGGCCAGUGCAAGUUCCUGGACCGGCCAGCUCCAGAAACACUAAUGCAGGCUCUGGAGGAUCUUGAUUAUCUGGCGGCUCUCGAUGACGACGGGAAUCUGUCAGAGGUAGGAAUCAUCAUGUCUGAACUUCCUCUGGAGCCACCGCUAGCCAAAGCUCUGAUCGCGUCCUGUGAGUUUGACUGCGUGAAUGAGCUGCUGACCAUCGCUGCCAUGCUGACUGCUCCGCCAUGCUUCGUAACACCACCGGUUAAUAAAGCAGAGGCGGCAGCGACGCAUAGACGACCCCUGCUGCAUCCAGAUGGAGAUCACAUGACCCUCAUCAAUGUCUAUAACGCCUAUCUGCAGCAUAAUGAAGACGAGGCAUGGUGCAGAACAAACUUCUUGAAUGCCUCUGCUUUACGAUUGGCUGUGGUGAUCAGGGCGGAGCUACUGGAGGUGAUGCAGCGAAUCGAGUUGCCUGUCUCUCCUCCCGCCUUCGGUUGCCAGGACAACAGCACCAAUAUAAAGAGAGCUUUGAUUUCAGGCUUCUUCCUGAAGGUUGCUCAUGAUGUUGAUGGCUCAGGGAACUAUUUGCUGCUCACGCACCGGCACGUGGCUCACCUCCACCCUUUUUCAUCGUACUGCUGCCGCCGACCGCAGCCCAACCCGCCUAGCUGGGUGCUUUACCACGACUUCACCAUCUCACACGACAACUGCAUCUGCAUCGUAUCUGAGAUUCACCCACAAAUGUUGGUGGAGCUGGCACCUCAGUACUAUCUAGGUAACCUUCCAGCCAGUGAAGGCCGAGAUCUGCUGAUGGGCCUCAGACAGAGUUUAUUUCCACCAGAAGAGCAGGACACAAACCCUCAGGACCAAAGCCAUGAAGAAGCAAGCGGUCAGUACAGUGCAGAGACGUGCAGCAUACAGUAGUUGAAACAUUCACUGCACACAAAUUCAAACCAGCAGCAGCAGCGGCGGUGCAGUAAACACCUCCAGACGACUGUGAUCUCUCAUUGAUCUCACAUGAGAUCUCAUCAGGCUCAGAUUUACUAUUUCUGUAACUGGACUUGUUAUAAAACAUAUAUUUAUAUAUAUUUUUAAUAGUAAAUAAAGACUUCUUUCUGGAUGAAGUAAGGGAACGGAGUCCAGCAAACGCCAACCAGAUGAAGCUCAAAUCAGGUCCACUCACAUGAUGAAGACUCCAGUCACAUCAGUAAUAAAUACUCGUCUAUCAUUGGACAAUUUCUUUUGCAGAAUAAAUGAAUUGUUGCUUUCUGAGAAGCUUACUUCCACCAUGAAAUAAUUUUUUUUUUUAAAUUAUUAGUAAAAAAAAAAAAAAAGUCAGAAUCUGAGUUGUAAACUCAGAAUUGACAUCAAACUCAAUAAAAUUCAAAAAUUCUAAACUUAAAUUUAAAAUCUAACAGUUGCAAAAUAUAAACUUGCAAUUCUUAGAAAAAAGUGAGAUAUAAACUCUCAGUUGUGAGGAAAAAAAGUCUGAAUUGCGAGAUGCAAAGUCAGAAUUAUGGGGGAAAAAAGAACUGUGAGAUACAAAUCAUGAGAAAAAAAAAUUAUUGUGAGAUGUAAACUCAACAAUGAAAUCAGAAUUACGCAUUUAUAACUCACAAUUGUGAGAUAUAAACAUGCAAUCUUAAAAAAAAAAAAAAGUGAGAUGUGAACUCUACAAAUUAAGAUAUUGUGAGAUGCGAUCUCACAAUUGUGAGGGGGGAAAGUCAGAUUUGUGGGAACUAAGUUGCAAUAACCUUUUUUAGUCUACUCAGUGACGGAAAUAAGCUUUCAUAGAAUAGAGCAUUUCUACAGCGGUAUCAGCAGAAACAUUUACUUUUACAUAAUUCUGCACCUGAAGCAUUUUUUUAGACACGUCCGGGCAAGGUGUGGCUGUGUUUGCUCACACACCUGCAUCCUGUAAAGACAGAGCGGAAUCACAAUGUGACAUUUAACAUUGUCGUCCAGAAGCUCUUCUAUUUUAGAUUUGUGUUGUGCUCUUAUAAACAGUUGCACCUCUUCUUCACGUUUCGUUUCCCAUUCACAUUUUAUUAGCAUUUUCUGUUUUGUGUAUUCGUCUGAAUACACUUUCUCCUCCUCCUUUAAAUGGUCACUCAAUAACUGACAUCCUCACUACGACAUGCACUAGACAUCAUCGGCUUCAGCUCAUUCGCACAGACGAUGUUACUAGUCUGACACUGGGAUAUGUGUUUACAAUGGUUUUCCAGCAGCAAAGCACAACAGUGUGAGCUUGUUUAAGCCUGUUCACACUUAUAACUUAGCAUCCACACCAGCACAAGAUAACACUCUGUUUAUGCCAAGGUUCUGUCAAAGUUACAAACGUUCUUCCUGUAAUGAUAAUAAAAUGUUUGUUCAAAGUUAGCUGGCCUGUAAUAAUAUUCUCAAAACGUUAAUACAAAAACGUUAAACAGCGUUCACACUGAAAUGCUUUCGUUUGACGUUCAUCUGUUUUAGAAAUGUUACUACUUGUUUCAGAACACUCAAAAGUAACAUUGUGUUUGCAAAAAUGAUAAAAUGCAUUGUUCACAUAACCAUUUUAAAAAACUGGAUUGAACAUUUUCAUAACUUAAUGGGAAUGUUAUCAAAACAUUCAGAACAUUUUUGUUAGCUGGGUUAGAGAUUGAAUCAUUGAAUUGUUGUUCUGGACAUUUGCUUUGUUCCAACACUGAAGUUUUGAUUUGUUUUUGUUGGUUUGACAAAUAAACUUCAUCAUUGUUCUUGAUUCUUUUGUGCUGUGACACUGAGCACGAGUGGAGCUGAUGUCAGAUCGUCAUUGAUCAACACUGUGGAUGUUCAGGGUUCAGUUUGUGUGAAUCCUCUGAUUGUAUUUUGUGGUUCUAGAGCUUGUCUCUGUUUACUCCUUGUAGUUUGUUUUUGUAUUUUUCUAAAUGCACCAUCUUUCUCUCUUACGUGUGUGAACUUAAGUGUGCAAAUGUGAAAAUUUGAACACUAAUUAAAAGUUGUGGAGUAUUUUA
Messenger RNA from Labeo rohita (rohu), 5108 nucleotides. RefSeq names its product DEAQ box RNA-dependent ATPase 1 (gene dqx1). Gene Ontology annotation, cellular component: spliceosomal complex; intracellular anatomical structure. The record is from RefSeq and is a predicted model, not a curated record. The transcript is spliced from 12 exons. Lineage: Eukaryota; Metazoa; Chordata; Actinopteri; Cypriniformes; Cyprinidae. The coding region runs from base 745 to 3039 and encodes 764 amino acids. Gene Ontology annotation, molecular function: RNA binding.